Molecule: messenger RNA, 1026 nt
Organism: Mytilus californianus (California mussel)
Lineage: Eukaryota; Metazoa; Mollusca; Bivalvia; Mytilida; Mytilidae
Exons: 4
Coding region: 482-928 (148 amino acids)
Source: RefSeq, a predicted model, not a curated record
GACGGCUACAAAAGUAAAGGAUUUGCAUGUUUGCAGAAUUUUAUCCACAGUCUUCUUGUCAAACACACCCUAUUUCAUUUGCGUCACAAAAAUAGCCAGUGCUGUGUUGAUGAAGCCCAUUGUUUUAACCUUGGUCCACUUUCACUUAAUUACAGCCAGUGGAAACGGUUGUAUGCAGAAGAUCAUGGACGAAGGGGUCAUCACUGUCAUUGCAAGUAUACAGCCAAUCCUAUUUCUUUGGAUGACCUUGACAUAACCUUGGCAAGUCUUAUUUUGCUGAACUGCUUCAGUCUUACACCAAACGAAUAUACCAUGAUUUCUGACCUCAGAGAAUUCAAGAACAACUAUCUCAGCCACAACACUGAUGGCAGCAUAUCUGAAACAGAAUACAACACACUCUGGAAAGAUCUAAAAACGUAUGUUCAGCAACUGGACCCAAGUAAAACAGACGACCUUGUGAUAAUUCAAAACAGACCACUGGAUGAGUCUCUGUGAAAAAUAUGUCACAUGUCUUCUAGAUGUUCAUGUCAUACUUCAGGAGAUUGAUACAAAAGUAGAUGCAACAUCUGCAGAAAUAAGGACAGCUAUGGACAAUAGUAAUGCUGAAGUGACGAAAACUAUUGGCACAAAAACUGCUGAUGUACUGGCUACUAUGGCUAUAAACAGUGCUGUGUUGGUGGCUAAAAUAGAGGAGAUGUCACAGAAUAACAUCUGUCAGAGAUGUAAAAGAAGCAUAACUGAACAAGACAAAGAGGGAGGACCUUCACAGCCAUACACUCUAGGACAGUCCUUAUUCACACUACAUCAUCAGAUAGACCUGCCAUCAGCAGUUGGUGCUCACUUGAGUGGAGGAGUAAUAGAUAUAGUGAUGAUGGAUGAUGGUAGACUGGUGAUGUGUUUAUUAGUGCAUGAGACUACUGAUCUGUAAUACAGAUGGAUCACGGCUAGACGGAAUACCUGUACAGGGUCUACCAUCGUGUGUUACAGCAGUCAACAACUCCACAGUAGCUGUUACACUGGCUUUGC